Messenger RNA from Drosophila novamexicana, 5268 nucleotides. Its product is annotated as protein FAM13A. Lineage: Eukaryota; Metazoa; Arthropoda; Insecta; Diptera; Drosophilidae. Bases 2699 to 5194 code for a protein of 831 amino acids. The record is from RefSeq and is a predicted model, not a curated record. The transcript is spliced from 4 exons.
UGGUUCGCAUUUUGUCAUACGAGUUCGUUUAUUCCGUGUUUCAAACUGUGGAAAACUCAACAAUUAUAAAUUAGCUAUGGAUAUGAACAAGCGAAUUACCAACAUGGAUUCAAUUAUUAAUAAUAAUGAACGCAUAAUAAUGCAAAAGCAUUAGAAAACCAAAUAGGCAUAAAGAGUGAAUUAACAUAGUAAGAAUAAAGCGCCAAACCAAAAGCAAAAGUAAACGGCACAGUCAACUCUUCGUUAAAAUAAAUAACUCUUCGCAAUUGUCAAAUCAAAGUAAAGAGAGCGACGAAAAGAGAGCGCGCGAGCGCACUUUGCUUUUGUUUACACGCCCAUUUGUGCGUUUGAGUAGCAAUUGCAACUAUAACUAAAUUACGAAAGCAAAUAUUUACACAGACUUGGCAAACACAUCAAUUAAGUAAUUGAUAAAACAAAUUUCAACAGCAACGUUAAUACAACUAUUUAAGCGGCAUUGCAUCGCGGCAAAUUCCAACAACAGUUAAAGAGUUUGCGCAAAUGUAAAGAGAGCGCAGGCAAUUGCUAUUGCACUGAGAGGGCGCAAAUACACACAUAAAGAGGGCAAACAGGCUGGUCGAAAAUACACAACGCACACACACACACACACGAACAUAGAUUCGUCAACAAAUUUCGUUGACUGCUCCAAAGUCUCGUGCUUGCUCUGUGUGGCGCUGUGCCGCUGCCUUCCAGAUAGAAAUUGAGUCUCUCGCGUGACACAACGUGCGUCCAAACGAGCGGAAAGUUUUCCUCAGUGUGCGUGACGACUGUUUGAAGUUUGCUCUGUUUUUCUUUCUUUGCUUUUUGUUGCUCAUUCGCUUGAGCAGCAUCAGCAGUAGCAGCAGCAGCAGCAGUAAGUGCCGCCCCCCCACCGAAGCGGCAGUCGGUCAUUGAAAGCCAAAUUUUGCAUGUGUGAAAAUUUGCAAUGCAAAACUAUUUCGUCUAACCGUCAAAGUCAGAGGCAAAUCAACAUAAAAGUUUAAGAAAAAAACGUGCGCAAUAAACAAACAGUGACUUUUAAAUUUAAAAAACAACAAAUUAUAAAAAAAAAAAUAAAAAAUAAACGCUAACAGCCAAGCGAGUGUACAAUAUCGAUUUUUUUUGAGCAGCAACGCGCGUCGAUGACCUCGACGACAACGACAGCUACAACGGUAUAAAAGCAAAAGCUGCGCGACGCUAACGCUUUUGCCCAAAUCCAAUUGAGCCACGUUUUACAUAAUUGCCCAAGCGCAUAAAGCGACGAACGCAACAAAAACAAAAACAAAACCAAAACCAAAAACCAAACUAGCAAAAGCACAAAUUAUAACGGCGUCCGCAAACCGAGUGCAAGUGGAAAAACUUUUUGCGGCUGGCAGAAGAAGGCGAAAAAGUAGCACAACACUUCCAGAGAGCGGCCCAAGCAGCUGCAGUCGAAAAUCACAGAGACACAUGCUUAGAUAUCGGCUCGUCUCCACACACUUCCUAAAGCAGCCGUAGUCAGCCCACAGGCAACGCCAGCGGGAGAGGGAGAGCUACAGCGAACGAGUGUGAGAGCGAGUGAGCCAGCGUGCAGCAACAACUGCAGCCACAGAAGAAACAUAACAAGAGCGAGAGAGCGAACUGAGCGACAGACUGAGCGCGACGUCACUGGAAAGGCCGAUCGCAGGAUACGAAUACGAGGCGACGGCAUACAAAAAGUACGUCAGGUGCGCCGGCUGUGCUCAUUCACGUGCCGAACGUUGCAGUGCGAGGAGCCCUGUGCCCGGAUUAAGUGUUUAACGGCGUUAAACAAGAAAUUAACGGUAUCCACACAAUAUUGAAUUCGAAGAUUUUCGGUUAAUUGAUUAGCAUCAACGCUUGAACCGCAACAGUUGCAGCAGCUUGCAGCAGAGGCGGCAUUGAAAUUUGCAUCUAACGGGCCCUAUAAUUCAGUCACAACGUAUUCGCUAGGAGUUCUACGCCUACUCGGUUUGAGCUGUUUUAAUUUAGAUAGCGAAAAUGUGCAGAGAUCGCGAUAUGAGUUUGUCAUAGAUCAGCGCAAUCGUCAGUACAAGGUUAAGAAAAAAAUUAAACUGAUGCUAAACUGAAUGUCAACGGCCUGUCAAAGUGCGAGAGAGAGAGAGAGAGACAGCGAGAGAGCGCGCCUUGGACCAAUCAACAACAACAACAACAACAACUGCAACAACCAGGUCGUCUACUCACGAUCCAAGCUAAAAUACCAAAGUUAACAAUUUAAGCCUAAACAUCAGCCAUUUAGCUAAUUCAAUCAAUCGAUCAAUAAUCAAUCAAUCAAUCGAUCAAUAAUAACACCAAGCACAAGGAUCACCAAUUUGCAUGUGUGUGCGUGUGUGUGCUCGCCGGAGUGAAAAGCGUGAAAUGUGACUAUUUUUUCCACCCCCUCCCCCCCGCCUCGCCAACAACUAUUGACAAUUGCCUCGCACGCAGAACAGAGGCCAAGUGGAAGUUUAUCGAUUCUCGGAGUGCGUUUCCAAAUAACACACACACAUAUAUAUAAAUAUAUAUUUAUAUCAUAUUCGUAUUAUAACUGUUAUUACUAUUAUUACAAUUACUUUUAUUGUUCGUGCUUUGUGUUAAGUUUUGGAAAAACGUCGUGCAGCUGGCGAACGUACGUGGAAAAAUCAGCAAAAUUGAAGACUUUGCGAGAAAUCUUUGGAAGUCCGUUAAGGCUUGCGUUUGCGGCAUGCGACAUCCCACAACUGGCCUUAACGAAGACGACCUAAGUCGUCUCACUGGUUCAUCCUCCUCAUCAUCUUCGUCGAGCGCUUCGUGCGGCAGCGCCGCCUGCUCAUCCUCAUCGUCCUCCUCUGCCGCCUCCAGCGUGGCCGCCAAGCAGAAGCAGCAGCAGCAGCCGGAUAUUUGCGAUGUGGUGCAGCUCUCGAAUAUGGAGGCGACAACGCCACGUUUCAAUUCCACCUACCUACCCGAAAUCAUAAAUCCACUGGAAUGGCAAAAGUCACGGAAGCGCAAGGAGCGCCUGGACAGCUGCUCGGCGAGCAGCCAGGAUCGCAAGCUACAGCGCAGCAACAGCGAGGAGCUGCUCACCGAGCCGGAGCCAACAACAGCAGCAACAAUAGCAACUGGAGCAGCAACAACAGCUCCCAACACCCAAUUGAGGUCCUCACACUGCGAGGUCAUACGACGCGUCUCCUCGGAGGAUUUCAAGCGCACGGCCAGUUAUGCCAGCUAUUGCCAGGAGUUUGAGCGCGAUGCAAGCGCCGACUUGCCGGCAGAGAACAGCGAGCAGCAGGAGAACAAUGCGGCGCUGGCCAAUGUGACGCCAGUCAAUGGCAAUGCGGAGGCGCUCAAGGAUCGCGCACGUUACGAGACAAGUCCGGCGCGCUCCCAGCAGCAACAACAGUUGCAGCUGCAGCAGCAGCAACAGCAGCAGCGCGAGGCUAGCGAUGAUAGCGAGUGCGAGCAUGAGCGUCGCCGCAGCAGCGAACGCUUCUGCAAGUCGCGUCAGCCGCCGGUGCGCAAAUCCGGCGUCAGCAAGAAGCCCAGCACGGCUGGCAAGUAUCUGCCCUCCAGGCGGGACGAGCAGAGCGCCUACAAGUACGAUCUAUCCGCGCUCAAGUACGAGCGACGCGGCUUCAUCAGCAGCAAGAAACAGCAGCAACAGCAGCAGCAGCAGCAGCAACAAUCCACAGCAGCAACAGUUGCCGAUCACAACGACAACAAUCUAAUCGACUUCCAUCAGCAGCAGCAACAGCAGCUCCAGGCAAAGCACAGCGCCAGCAUCUCGCCCACGCCGACGACAAGCAGCUCGUGCAGCUCGGCAGGUGGCAGCGAUGACAGCACACCAAAUCCGGCGCCGAUCAAGGCUAAGCCGCCGCAGCGCCAACAGCAAACGCUAAAUCUGACCUCAGCACAGGAGUCGCUACCCUGGGAGCGCGGUGAUGAGCCGGCGCCCGUGCUGAGUCGCCGCUACGCCCAUUCGCGACAUCAUGCGGGCAACAUCGAUGCGGAUGCCAAGCUGGCCAAGGUGAUGCCGUAUCCGCAACAGCAGCCCAAACAGGCGGCCAGUGUGCAGCUGCUCGGCGAGGACAUGGACUGUCUGGAGCCCAUGGAUGCAGUGCGUGCGUUUAGCUCGCUGGAGAAUAUGCGCACACGCGAUGUCAUGCAGCAGGUGGUGCCCGCCAUGAUGGCCUUUCAGACGCCCGAGGAGCGCGUCAAGGCCAUCAAUCGACGCGUGACCGCGCUUAAAAAGAAACUCGUCCAGCUGGAGGAUUCGCUGGAGCAGCGGCUCGGCUAUCGGCCCUCGCAGGCGGAGCGUCUGAACGACAAGUACAUGAAGAACGCGCUCGCCGAGCUCAGCAAGCUGCGCAAGGAGCGUCACGAGCUUAAGACUGAUCCCAUUGCAGCCCUCGGCAUCAAGGUCGGCGCCAGCGGCUGCGGCGUCGGCGUCGGCAGCGGCAUCGCUGCCAGCGGCCAGGAGGCAGCCAAGAAACUGGAGCGCAUGAAGAACACCCUCAGCGAAAUCGAGCAGAAUCUCAGCGAGAAACGCACGCAGAACCAUCGUCCACAGCAGCUGGACGAGCUCACCUCCGACCAGCUGGUGCAGGAGAAGAGCGCCGUGCAGCAUGGUCUGCUGUACUUCGAGAGCCUCUACGGUCAUCCCAUCACCAAGGAGGAACGGGAUGCGGCACGUCCACUCUACGAUCGCUACAGGCAGCUGAAGCGUCUGGUUUCGCGCCACAUCAUGUUCGGCGGCUGUGCUGGCGUCCAUGAGCUGCCCACCAUACUGGAGCACGAGGCUAUGGUGUUCGAGGCAACAUCCACACCGCUGCAGUAUUCAUCGAACAAUAGCACCGAGACCACCAAUUCGCCCAGCGACUCCAUGGCGCCAAAUGCCCAAACACAGAAUGCUUCCUCCGAUGAGUCCACGACGACGACUACGACGACAACAACGGCAAAUGCGACAGAGACGCAGGCGGAGAACAUUGCGGCGCUCAGUGUGGAUCAGUUGUGGGAGCAGCUGGAGCGCGUGCGCGAGGAGAAGAUGCUGCUGAAGGCGACCAUACGCGAAUAUGAGUCCAUAUUCGAGGAACAGAAUGGACGCAAAAUGUUAAAGCCGGAUCGCAAAUCCCUUGAAACGGAAACCUAUGCCCAGUACAAGGAGAAGAAGGCAAAGGUGCGUCUGUUGCAGGCGCUCAUCAAGAAGCACAUCGGACACUAGACAGCGCCCCAUACACACACAUACACAUACACACACACACUCAUGCAAACUAUUUAUUUCAUACACGAGAAUUA